AGUCCAAAGCAAGUGCUCCCCAUGGUGAGGUUCAUCCACCAGUGGCUCAAGGCUAAUGAGUUUCCUGAGUACAAUCUGUACAGGCCCCUUCUGGAUCUGACAGAGGCACAGCCUGCUGACGUGGUGAUGGCUCUCCUGCGUGUGGCCCCAUGGUGUGACAGAGCUGCUACCACCAUGUGGAAGAGCAUCAUGUGCUCGUGCAGGGCUGCAGAGCCAGCCAUGCUGAUACUCCUGGAUGUGCUGGGCACCUGGCCAGAGCUCAGCAUGUGCACCUCCGACGGGGACCACACGGCUGUCCUUGCCCUGGCUGCAACUGUGGUGAUAUGGAAGAUGCUCCAGCUGCCCUGUGUCCCACAUGCAGUGACAGUGUAUUUCCCCCGUCUCUUGGUGCAUCUGCUCUUGCAAGUGCUCUUCAGCACAUUGGAUCUGCCAGAGAAGGUCGAUACUUUCUGGAAGAGAUGCCAGCAGCAACACGGCCUUGCCAUCAGCCCCAACAGGUUUGCAGUGCAGACCCUGAAGGCCCUGCUCUGCCGACUGCACUAUGAGGAUGUGGUGGCGGCAGUGGAAGACGAGUGUGGCUGGGACACGCUGCUGUGUGCUGGCACGCACCACUGUGCUGUGGGUGUGCUGGCCAGAGCAAUGCGUCACGUGUCCCUACCCUUGUGUUCUGCGAUUGCAUUCUACCUGCUCGGGCUGCUCAGCAAAGACACGGCACACGGGGAUUUGGCCGCCAUGGCGUUCCUUGUGGAGAUGUUGGAGUGCCUGGACUCGAGUGAAUACCGUGACAGCGUCCUGGAGAUCACAUCAAACAAACUGCAGAGCGAGUGCAGGGAGAGGCGUCGCUUGGCACUCAGAGGCCUUGUGGUGCUCGGCAAGAAUUCCUCCAUGGUGAGAAGGGGGCAGCGGCUGCCG
This is a messenger RNA of Cyanistes caeruleus (blue tit), 912 nucleotides long. The record is from RefSeq and is a predicted model, not a curated record. Lineage: Eukaryota; Metazoa; Chordata; Aves; Passeriformes; Paridae.